This is a messenger RNA of Dentiscutata heterogama, 1485 nucleotides long. NCBI's taxonomy places the organism in Eukaryota, Fungi, Glomeromycota, Glomeromycetes, Diversisporales, Gigasporaceae. The record is from the annotation of a GenBank genome assembly.
AUGUUGUUUUUAACUCAUCAUUUGAAUUCUCGUGCGCCAACAAAUUUCUCAAAAAUUGGCCGGUCUUUUCCAAUUUUCCGUCGGAACUCUAGAGGUGGUUCAAUCGGAGAACUCUCAUUUUCAACUACCACGUCAUCUAAAGCUGAACCAAUACAAUAUACUUCUUUGCACCCUAAUUUCCGUAUCGUUUCACCCAAUCAUGUAACACCACCACCUCCACCUACUAGUAUUAAUUCUUCUACUACACAAUCUCUUCCUCAAGUAUCCAUAAAACCAAUUAUACAAUCUAGAGCUUAUUCUCCACAACAUUUUUACCAGAAUCGAAUUCUUGAUCAAUACGCGUCUCAACCCAUAAACCCCAUUACUCUUAGACAACUCAUAGUGUUUGGUCGUAAUUUGACUGAAGAAAGAAUUAUUAAAAGUGGAAAUUAUGUUAGAAGUGAACUUCCUAUACGAAUAGCUCACAGGAUAAGAGAUUUUCAAAAUUUACCUUUCAUCGUGGGAACUAAUCCUCAUCUUUCUAUGGUAUAUGAUCUAUAUUGGUCCGCAUUUGAAAAAUUAAGAAAAUUUCCUCCUGUAAGAACUAUGGAAGGAAAUAAUGAAUGGUGUGAAACUAUAAAAGGUUUAUUAAAAGAUCAUUUAGUGGUAAUUCCUAAAUUAGCUAUGGGUAUAAUGGAAUGUUCGGAACAUUUACCUGGAGAACAAAUUGAUCGAUUCAUGAAUACAAUGUUGAGAUCUCGUAUUUCAAGAAGAGUUUUGGCUGAACAACAAGUCGCUUUAACUGAAAAUUGGCAUGAUCCUGGCUAUUCUUAUAACCAAAGUGAAAAUGAUGGAUGGAUUGGUGUUAUAUCAACUCAGUGUAAUGCUAAAGAAAUUGUGGAAAAAUGUGCUAAAAUGACAAGAACCUUUUUUAAAGAAUAUUAUGAUGUUGAACCACCACAAGUUCUUACCGAUGGUCAAGUGGAUACUACAUUUGCUUACAUACCAGAUCAUAUAGAAUAUAUUAUUUAUGAAUUGUUAAAGAAUUCUAUAAAAGGUGUAAUCGAGAAACAUGCUCCUUCAAUAAUAUCAACCUCUCAAUCUCCAUCAAAACAAAUGCUUAAAUCUUCUCAACUUUUUCCACCUAUCACUGUGACAAUAUGUUCCGGUCCAACAGAUAUAUAUUUUCGUGUAUCAGAUCAAGGUGGUGGUAUACCUGAUAAAUUAUAUCCUUAUAUUUGGUCAUUUGCGAGUAAAAGUAAUGAUAAAAAAACUUUACAUAAAUUCACAAACUUUUCAAAAGUACCACAUAUGGCUGCUAGAGUAGAAGAAUAUGAACAACAAAUUGUACCCCCCGAUUUAAGCCUUGGCAUUGGUCUACCAAUGAGUAAAGUAUAUGCUGAGUACUGGGGUGGUAGUUUAAGUAUUUUUAGUUUGGAUGGUUAUGGUGUUGAUGCAUAUGUUAGAAUUACUAAAUUAGGAAAUAAAAUAGAAAAUUUAGUUUAA